UGGCCAAUAGGUACACUAGCUUUAAUAGAACCAUCCAAUCACAAAGCGUAAUUUACAGAAAUGGCCCUGCCCCAUGUCCCCGUCUUCUGUAGAGGCGAUAAUACGUAGUUUGCGUAGCGCUGUAUGCAGCCUGGGCUUACCAGAUACAGUUUUGACGUAUCUCCAGCUGUGAAUGGCCGCGUGUAGCUGUCAAUCACAGGCCAUUUAAAUGACUACGCAGUGUCAGCCUGAGAAGUGUGUGAUCUGCAGACUGAACCGGAAUAGAGGAAAGGCCUGAAGAUGAUCAAAGAAGAGGACGAGGAUGGCAAUAGCCAGCAAGGAGAGGAGCAGCUCCGCCAGCGCUACGAGGAACUCUGCAGCACCCUUAAUAUGGACGAGAGGGCCCGAGUGGAGGCCUGGGAGAGCUACGGGAGGAUGAGCCAGAACUACACGCUGGAGGGAAAUGCCCUGCAUUGGCUUGCUUGUGCACUAUAUGUAGCCUGCAGACAAACCGUGCCAACAGUGGGCAGAGGGACCGUGGAAGGAAAUUAUGUUUCGCUCACUCGGAUCCUCACCUCCUCAGAAUUAAGCUUGAUUGAGUUUUUCAAUAAAAUGAAGAAGUGGGAGGACAUGGCCAAUCUGCCUGCAGAUUUCCGUGAGAGGACCAAGAAGCUAGAGCGCAACUUCACGGUCACUGCUGUGCUUUUCAAAAAGUAUGACCCUAUCUUCCAAAAGAUCUUCAAAAACAGCCAGGAGGAGCAGCCGCGUCAGCACAGGGGCCGGAAACAGCGGCGCCAGCCCUGUACAGUCUCUGAAGUGUUUCAAUUUUGCUGGGUGCUGUUCAUCAAUGCAAAAGGAAACUUCCCAAUGAUAAGUGAUGAUUUAGUGAACUCUUACCAUCUUCUUCUCUGUGCUUUGGACCUUGUCUAUGGAAAUGCCUUGCUGUGUCCUAAUCGCAGGGAGCUUCUGAAUCCCGCCUUCCCAGGGCUUCCUGAGGAUUUUUCCAGUAAGGAUUUCAAACCACCAUCUGAACCGCCUUGCAUCAUUGAAAGUCUUUGUUGUCUCCACCACGGUUUGCUUUUGGAAGUCAAAGGCAUUAAAGAACAUUUCUGGAAGCCAUAUGUUCAUAAGCUGUAUGACAAGAAGAUCCUUAAAGGAAAAUCGGAAUCACUGACAGGAUUCUUGGAUCCAGGAAAUUUUGCUGACAGUUUGAAGGCCAUUAAUAAGGCAUAUGAGGCUUUUGUGCUGUCUGUUGGCCACCUGGAUGAGCGAGUGUUCCUAGAAGAUGCAGAAGAGGAGAUUGGAAGUGUGGGACGCUGUCUGAAUCCUGAUCUGAGAGCAGAGUCUGUAGAGAGGACCCAGGUGUCUUGCCAUUUGCAGCAACAUUUUGACAGGAUGAAGUCACUUCGGAUUUCCACGCCGCUCACCUCCCUAAAAUACAUUAAAGAAAACAAUCCGUACACCACGCCUGUGUCCAGCGCCACAUACAGUGUCAGACGCUUGUUUGGCAUCUUAUCAGGACUAAAACCUGCUCCGAGCGAGAGGCUUCUCCAGAUGAUGAGAUCCUGCUCUAGGAACCCCUCACAGAUGAUAUCAAAAUGUGUGAAAGAUAUGUUUGAUGUGUUUUGUGAACAUACUGUAUCUGAAGGAGGAGAGACUCAGUACUGCAAAGACAUUGCAAAGAAAUACUUCAGGCUGGCAGAGGUGCUGUACUACAAAGUUCUGGAAUCCAUUAUUGAGCUGGAGAAGAAACGGCUGGGUGAUGUGGAUCUCUCUAGUAUUCUGGAGCAAGAAAUCUUCCACAAGUCCCUUCUGGCAUGCUGCCUCGAAAUUACCAUCUUUUCCUACAAGCCUCCAGGCAACUUCCCUCAAAUCAUGGUCAUGUUUGAGUUGGCACCCUACCAUUUCUAUAAGGUGAUUGAACUUCUUAUUAAGGCAGAAGAAGGCUUAUGUCGGGAAGUGAUAAAACACCUUAACCAGAUAGAGGAACAGAUUCUAGAGAGUAUGGCAUGGGCAGAAGACUCAUCAUUAUGGGACAAAAUUAAAGACAACAAAGGCAAAGUUCCAUUGUGUGAAGAGGUCAUGCAGCCACACCACUUUGAACAGUCUGCUGGUAACAACAUAGCCAGUUCCUCAGCUCCUCUUACUCCAAGAAGAGUCAAUGAGAUCCGUGCAGAUGCAUCUGGCCUAGGAAGAAACCCCUCAUCUUCACCCACAUUAUGUGAACGAUACAACUCGCCGGUUGCUGGCACAGCUCGAAGACGACUCUUUGUAGACUCAGAGAGUCCUUCUGAUGGAGGAAGCCCAGCACAAGCUUCUCCACACUCUUCUGGGGAAACGAACACCACACCAGUUCCUGGGCAGACACUAGUAACAAUGGCUACUGCUACAGUUACAGCAAACAAUGGCCAGACAGUCACCAUCCCUGUGCAAGGUAUAGCAAAUGAAAAUGGAGGAAUUACAUUUUUUCCAGUACAAGUUAAUGUGAGUGGACAAGCUCACAAUGUGGCUAGUGCCAUACAGCCACUCACAGCCCAGACCCUUGCUGGCUCAUUAACUACUCAGCAGAUGCAAGUUGCAGGACAAGUAACUAUCCCGCAGGUCUCUCCAAGAAAGCAAAAUCUCUGCAGCAAAAUGAUGAAGGCAGGAUCUUUGUCUCUCUUUUGUAGAAAGGUUUAUCACUUGGCCAGUGUUCGUCUUCGUGAACUCUGCCAUAAGUUGGAGGUUUCUGAUGAUCUUCGUAAAAAGAUCUGGACUUGCUUUGAGUUCUCUCUUGUCCAUCAUUCCUCUUUGAUGACAGACCGACAUCUGGACCAGCUUUUGAUGUGUGCAAUCUACAUGAUGGCGAAGGUGACAAGAGAAGAUACAUCUUUCCACGACAUUAUGAGAUGUUAUCGUACCCAGCCUCAUGCACAGAGUCAUGUUUACAGAAGUGUCCUAAUAAAGGCAAGGAGGAGGCGACAAUCUGGUGGUAGUGACCAUUCAACAUCAGAGAACAACAGAGAGCUUGGGAGCAGAGAGCCUAGUCCAGUAAUGCGAUCCAGUAGCACUUUACCUGUACCUCAGCCGAACAGUGCCCCGCCAACACCCACACGACUGACUGGAGCCAACAGUGACAUGGAAGAGGAGGAGAGAGGAGACCUCGUUCAGUUUUACAACAACAUUUACAUUGAAAAAAUGAAAAACUUUGCAAUGAAAUACACACAGCCAAAUGCGCUUGAAUCAACACCUCUUUCUCCCUACCCGUCCAUGCGGAUCCUGUCCCCGCGACGUGUGCAGCUGUCUCACAGUCACCCCAUCUACAUUUCCCCUCACAGUGAAGAAAACACCAGCUCAUCACCUCGGGAAAAGAUAAGCUACUACUUCAACUUAAGCCCAGCUAAGAGAUUGCAGGAGAUUAACAGUAUGAUCAGAACAGGAGAGACCCCCACUAAAAAACGGGGCAUUCUGCUGGAAGACGGGAGUGAAUCGCCAGCCAAGCGGAUAUGCCAAGAAAACCAUAGUGCCCUUUAUAGGAGACUACAAGAUGUGGCCAAUGACAGGGGAACUUUAUGAUCUAGUUAGAGUCUUGGACUGUCUAAAUUCAGUAUUUUAUAUAAAUUAUUAUUAUUUUUUUAAUAUUAUGUAACAUAAGACAUCAGGACUGUCAAUGUCAAACAGAUUGCCCUGAAAUAUUAAACUGAUCUCUUUGCAAUUAGUGGGAUUAUGCAUUGACACGGAGAAGAAACAUUUACUAAAAUGUGUUGAGCACUUAGGUAGUAGGCUGCCAAUAGGUUGUACCAGAUAUUUACAUACAGAGUCCCAACUUGAAAAUGGACCCUGUAUCAAGCGAAGACCUAAAUGUACCCUUCUAUCGUAAAUGGAGUAAGGAAAAGCUCAAGGAAACAAAAUCUUACAUUGAACUAGUAAUGGUAUCUAGCAAAUAGUGAACACACUGGCCUGUACUUUUGAUAAGUUCAAAUCCAGGCCUAUGCAGAAGAUAAGGUCACAGAAUUAUAGGGAUUUACUUAGAGUGGUGUAGAAGAUCAGUGUCAUGAUGAAUAGUAUGGUCAGGCAGCAGGCACUGUACACAUCCCCCUAGAAUCGGGGUUAUUACAACAAUAUUCAUGUUUACCAGAGUAUUUCUAUACUAAAAAAAUACAUAGGCUCUUUUUUGGAAAAUGCUGUUGCCAAUUAGGUGCUGUGCUAAUUAAAAUGUUUUAAUAUUUUGAGGCAUAACAAACAUGUAAAUCAGGAGUGUUAACAUUUCCCUGACUUCACAGAAAAGUGCUUGUUCCAGGUCAUUAAAUGAGAAGAGGCUAGAGGCAGCCAAGCAACUAGCAUUCCAUCAUUGGCAGUCACUCGGUUUUUUAAGAAGGAGAUUUUCUUUAAUGCUGAUCCUUAGGUACAGUUUUCAGUUUAAUGCAUGCCUCGUUGGCCACAAACAAUAGAAAUCCACUUUUUAUGCAAUUAAUACAUAUGCAGAGCCAGUUAUUAUAUUUCAAAGUAGCAAUGAUGUCUUUCUCAAAACUCUGGGAGCGCGCCUUUUGUGGCCUCACAUCAUUUCCGAAUGACGCGUAGGCUGCUCUAGGGAAACUGCACUUUCCAUCACGCCCACCUCUGCAUUCAUUGGGUGGGAAGAUUUGAUCUGCACUUUUUUUGGUUAGUACUUGGCAGGCUUUGGGUCGUUUUUACUGAUUUGCAUAUUUUGCCCAUCAGCUUUAAUGGGCAUGUAUGGGUGACAGACUAGGGACCUCACACAGAGCACCCCCAUAACAGUUUUUCAGACUGAGGCAAAGUGCCAGAGCUCUCUCAGGUUGGAUUACUCAAAUAUCUAAUUGUAAUAAUCAAAGGACUGAAGUUAGGAAACACCAACUUCUUGCAUUUACACUAUAUUUGUGUAGCCAGAGUUCAACUCUAAAUAAAAUUUAAAUUCUUUGAAGAUAUUGCAGAUGAUCUGUAUCCAUAUCAGAUCUUACCCUAAUGUAUAGUAAUCCUAAACUUUGUAAAAAGCCUGUAAAUUGGUAGUCCUAAUGAAAUGCAAGGUCCUACAAAUACCUGCACUCAGUUUUCACUAUCUCUUUUUAUACUUAGGAAGAUCAAAUAUAAAAACCUUAACUAUUGUAAAUCAAGCGAAAGGUUUCCUAUUAGUUCUUCAGUACUGAUUUGAAGCCUGAUGCUCAGUAAGGACAUGCAGUAGGAGGAGGGUCAGCCCUUGACUUUUGAGUUAUAAGUUGAGAUUUAAAAUGUUGAACACCACCAGUGAAAAUAACAAAAGAUGACAUGUUAACAUUGAGAUCUGUCUAUUUAAUACAUAUGUUGUAGUAAGGAGAGGUUUAUAUCAAAGAUAACUUGUUAAGUGAGAAACAUAUAGGGUGCCCCUAUGGGUCUUUCCUGAAAAUGUAUAUGGGAACUUUAAAGUGGAUGUAAACCCUCUCCUAUACCCAGUGAAUUGAACAGCCUCUGAUGAUACACAGAGAAGAAACAAAUCUCCUUACAUAAGUUUUACAUGUAUAUCUGCAGUCUUCAGCUUUCUAGACUCUUUGGAAUAAAGUACACAUCCUGUUAGAAAAUGUUCUUCCUGUUUCAGCAGUGGGAGGGGAGUCUGGACAUACACUGUGUGACAGCUGAUUGAAGGAAAGGCCCACACACCCCUCCACAUAGGCAGAGGAAAGAAGAAACAGGCAAAGCUGUGCUGUGACUAGACAAGCUCCCUGCUUAUAUGUCUCUAAGCUUCCUAACCGACACAAAUUUCCAGCUGCUUUUAUCUCCUGUGUUGGAGAACUUGUCACACGUUAUCAUGCUGAUAACAGAGGAACGGAGCAAAUCAGAUUUCAUGAAUGGGGUUUAUAUCCACUUUUUAUGGAUUUUCUUUGACUCAGUGUAUGAAAGCAGGUAGGUCAGCAGAACAGCUAGGCAACAACCCCUUUUAGGCCUCAUGCACACUAGACGUUGUGUUACCUCUCUUGGAUGCUUUUCCUCCUGGCAGCAGCUCUUUGGCAGAAAAAACGCUUGAUGCUUCUACUAAUACAAGUUAAAUAUUUUAUUCUGGCCGUUGAAAUACUCAAGCGCUAAACGCAUCUAGUGUUAACAAGUGUCAAGUGUUGUUUCUGCCAAAACUCUGCUGCUCCUGGAUAUGCUGGUAGUGUUUUUUUUUUCUGCCUCUAAAUGCCUAUGUGUGCAUGGGCACAUAAGCUAACAUGCAGGGGUAUUAAGAGGCAGAAAAAAACUCCCGGUGUCUCUAAUAACCAUUUAAAAUACUACCAGUGUCCACGAGGCCUUAGAAUAAGGUCAGCAAUGGCAGCAUCCUUUAUUCUCUGAUUACAGUGUUACUUUAGGAGGGAUGACAGAUAACGCGUUAGCUACUAAUAAAUAGCUUCAAAUAUAAUGAACUAGUGGUUAUAAGCAUGAGUUACACAGUCUUUGUGAGCAGACCGUUGGGGGACCAAUCACAGAUUUCUCACUAGGUGAUGAAGAUGUAAUAAUAAGGUGUUUGCAAUGUUUUUUCUAAAUCAUAUUUUGUUAGCAUUCAUGUGUGAAUGAAUAUUGGCAUAUUUAAUGUUAUUUCAGCCUAACAAACUGUAAAACAAUUUAUGCAGUUCAACUGCUAAUUUACUAUUGUCCUGAAGAUAACAUAAUGAAAAUGCUUCUGAACACAAAUGCUUUGAUUGAAAAUGAGACCAUGCGUCCCGCUCUACUUGAUGGUAAAGUGUUUUCCAUUAGUCCUCACCAUUCAACUUAGUUGAAGCUUCUGAACCCAACCAAAUGCACUCCACACUCCCAUUCUGAUAAGUGUUCACUGCGUGGUGUUUUUGCAUUUUUGUUUAGCUUUGAACAUUGUGUGAAACAAUCGGACCAUAGUUACCUUUUUUAUUUAUAUUGCAUUGCACGAUCAUAUGCAUGUGUUCAAAUGAAAAACGCAGAAUUUGACAAGAAAAGGCUGUUUGACCUGCUUUGGCUGCAUUUCCAAUGCAUCUCAAUAGAAUUUGUUAUGUGUGAAGAAAGCAGGUCAAACGCAAGCUUUAAGCUGUCAUCCAUGGAGUCCAUUGAAGUCAAUAGAAAUCUAAUGACCUUUGUUUGGGGUGUGCUUCAAACACACAUCAAAUGCAGGAAAACAACAUCCACCUACUUGAGCCCUAAGAUCUCCUAUUGCCCUAGUUAUUAGUUUAGUGUUGUAUAAAUAUCCUAGAGACAAGCCGGGACUGCUAGCUGGUGGAAUUUUUUUUUUUUUUUUUGCAUGGAUUUUUGUAACUUUUAAAUACAUACUGUAGAUGUGAAUUCAUAUGGAGCAUAUUAUAAUUGAGACCAGACUAAAGGAAAAAAAAAUUGAAAGUUGUAAGUUAGGCGACAGUAACCCCCAACCCUACUACAGGUGUGACCAUAUUAUAAAAAUUAUUGUAACCCCAAGGUGCUAAUUUAGUUUUAAAAAAUGAUUUUAGAAAAUAUUUUUAAAAUAAUAUUAGCAAAAAAAAAAAGAAAAAGCCACUAAUUAUUGGAAAUCCUGGUAGAAUUGACAAAGCAAUGUGCAUUUUUUAAAAUUUAGUAUUACAUGAAAAAGCAUAUAAAAAAAAGAAACUGCAUUAAUUCUUUUAACAUAUAAAUUAUUUAAUUUAUUUAAACUUACUGUUUACUGGGUCUUCUGUUAAAUAGUUAAACUGCAUGUAUCCAUGUUUUUCUGUUUUUAAAGGACACCUGUCAUGAGAGAAAUAUGUAGGGUGCCGUUACUGAUAAUCUUUUGAGAAUACUAGAUGUAUAGCUGUAAUCCUGGCCACUUGGCCUCGGUGUCACUGACCUAGAACAAAUAUGAAGAGUUGGAGUUCUGACUUCACUGGCUGCAUAACCGUUCCCAGAUUUUCAACAAGGUAAUAAUCAUUUUCUGACGGUCAACAAUGGCAGCUUGGCACAUUAGUCUGGGUGAUGUUUUGCUAGUUUUCAUCAUGAGGCUCUUAGCAGUAAUCAAACCCAGCAAGCCCUAUAGCUCUUCAAAGUGGCACUAAGUCACUAAACUAUCUGCUACCCUGCACCCCCUAACAUAUAACCCUCCUGAACCCCUAAUUCUCAACCUGACCCCUAAAGUAAUUUAAUGCUUAAUUUUCACCCAACAUUCAAACCUAUCCUGUGCCCCGACACUUAAAACCCCUCCUAGGGGAAGGGUCAGGUUAACACUAAACGUACCCCUUCUUCACGUGCCUAAUGCUGAGCUGCCACAUUGACUUUAAUUUGGAAAGAUUUGCAUAAAAACAAACCACUGCUGAGUUUAUAGCAGCAAAAGCUACAAUCUAAUAGCAGCCCCAAUGUUUUUCUCAUGAAAUGUGCCCUUAAAAAUAAUCCAGAUUGUAAAGUAGCCUUCUUUUUGCUUAAUAAACCAUGUUAUGUAUAUAAAUGCUAAUGUUUAAAAUGUAUUUGCUGUACAAACAUGCUUGCUAAUGAAUAACACUUUAUAUUGAA
This is a messenger RNA of Rana temporaria (common frog), 8406 nucleotides long. RefSeq names its product RB transcriptional corepressor like 2 (gene RBL2). Gene Ontology annotation, cellular component: nucleus; chromatin; transcription regulator complex. Gene Ontology annotation, biological process: negative regulation of G1/S transition of mitotic cell cycle; regulation of transcription by RNA polymerase II; cell differentiation. The transcript has 22 exons. Gene Ontology annotation, molecular function: RNA polymerase II transcription regulatory region sequence-specific DNA binding. Lineage: Eukaryota; Metazoa; Chordata; Amphibia; Anura; Ranidae. The coding region runs from base 280 to 3534 and encodes 1084 amino acids. The record is from RefSeq and is a predicted model, not a curated record.